Messenger RNA from Impatiens glandulifera, 690 nucleotides. RefSeq lists its product as uncharacterized. NCBI's taxonomy places the organism in Eukaryota, Viridiplantae, Streptophyta, Magnoliopsida, Ericales, Balsaminaceae. The record is from RefSeq and is a predicted model, not a curated record. The coding region runs from base 1 to 690 and encodes 229 amino acids. The transcript is spliced from 2 exons.
AUGGCGACCAGCACCAGAGAAGCUCGGCGACGUCGUAUAGUUGACAGGAGCUCCGAUCGGUUGGCUUUCAUCACCGGACAAAUCAAAACCCUACCGUCGUCUUCAUCCACUGAGCCCAUUCAUUCACAAAAUGCGUUUUCACCUCCCUCAAUCUCCAAUCAGUUUGAUAUAUCAACCGAUUCACCUGCUGAUGACAAUGAAUCUUCCUCUUUUAUGAAAAACCAUGACAAAAUUGAUAUGACCAGUGGUGGAACUGAAAAGCAAGCAGUUUUACCUGAAUCUGAGACAAGUGUUGAAACAAGAUCCCUCAAUAGAUUCUUCUCACCAAGUAAAAUAAACUCUGCUGUUGCAGCUUCAGAAACUGUUCGGCUUCUUUGUUCCAUAGUCAUUGCUAUUUUACCAAUUCUGUCAUCCUUUGGAUUCCCCAUACUAAGCAUAAUAGUUUUCAGACCACUUUAUCUUCUUCUUCUCACCAAUUUCACAAUUGUACUCGCACGACUUCUCCUAGAAAAUGACCGUGUUAGAUCGACAACGAGGAAUGUUGAAUAUGACCUGGUUGGACUGAUUGGUAAGACUCUGGAGCUUGGUUUAGUAUUUCAGAAUGUAAUGGGUGCGAUAUUAAUUGAUUGCAGCGUUUAUGCAACUUUAGUUGUAUGUGGAAUCUCCGUUGCACGAGCAAUGGGAAUGUAA